Molecule: messenger RNA, 2613 nt
Organism: Parnassius apollo (apollo)
Lineage: Eukaryota; Metazoa; Arthropoda; Insecta; Lepidoptera; Papilionidae
Source: the annotation of a GenBank genome assembly
AUGAAGGUGGAUAUAACUGCUUGGAGGCGACGCGCUGCGCUGAACGUAGCAGGUUGUUACAUAGCGCUCGGGCUGUGGUCCCUGACGGGCCACGGGGCGCAUGCCGCCAGCCCCGUUGGCCCGUCGGACCGACCCGAAGCCUAUUUCAACGGCAGCUCCUAUAUCCGCCUGUCGCGCCCCAUCUCGCUCAAGCAGCUCGUCGGGCUCAGCUUCCGCACUUGCGUCGGCGGAGAGUUGUUCUCGCAGCGGUUCGAGGGAUACACGCUGCACAUGACGGCGCUGUUCGAGCAGGUGGUGGUAUCGUGGGCGCGGCCCGGGCAGCCGCAGCGCGAGGUGGGGCUCGCGCGUGAGACUCUAGACAAUCACUGGCACUGGGUGGCGCUGCGCUACCGCCCGGAGCCACUCUCCUUGCUGCUGGAGGUCGAUAAGGACACACAGGUAAUCGCGAACGUGACGUGGAACCCGGAGCUGCUGUCGCCGGGCGCACUGGAGGCGGGCGGCGCGGUGCUGCUGGUAGGAAACUUGUUCAGCGGCUGCAUCCACGAGGGCCCGCAGCUCGAGUUCCACGCAGCAAAUAUGCAACAUCGCAACGUCACUUUUGGAAACUGCCCGCUCACCACCGACGACUGUAUCGACAGAAAAGAUGUACUGAGGAUACCGCCGAAGGAUCAUUGCUACAACGAGCCAUGCAUGCGACACGGAACCUGUAUAUCCAGACAUGACAGGUACGAGUGCCACUGCAGUGCUCGCUACACAGGCAACAACUGCGAGGUGGAUGCGGGCGAACCGUGCGCGUCGGCGCCAUGCCAGCACGCCGGCCGCUGCGUGGAGGACGCGCGCGGUGACUACACCUGCCUCUGCGCGCCCGGCUACCACGGUACGUGCUCCCUCUCGCUCGCACCGUGCCAACACGCCGGCCGCUGCGUGGAGGAUGCGCGCGGUGACUACACCUGCCUCUGCGCGCCCGGCUACCACGGUACGUGCUCCCUCUCGCUCGCACCGUGCCAGCACGCCGGCCGCUGCGUGGAGGGCGCGCGCGGCGACUACAUUUGCCUCUGCGCGCCCGGCUACCACGGUACGUGCUCCCUCUCGCUCGCACCGUGCCAACACGCCGGCCGCUGCGUGGAGGAUGCGCGCGGCGACUACACUUGCCUCUGCGCGCCCGGCUACCACGGUACGUGCUCCCUCUCGCUCGCACCGUGCCAACACGCCGGCCGCUGCGUGGAGGAUGCGCACGGUGACUACACUUGCCUCUGCGCGCCCGGCUACCACGGCACUUACUGCGAGCUGGAGGUGUCGCUGGACCCGCAGUGCGUAGCGGGUCCUUGCCGCAACAACGCCAGCUGCCGCGUACCGCCCGGCGCCGACUCCUACGUAUGCGACUGCCCGCCCGGGUUCACGGGGCGCGACUGCGAGGUGGACGUGGACGAGUGCGCGGGCGCCGGCGCGCUCGCCUGUCUGCACGGCGGCCGCUGCCUGGACGCUGUCAACAACUACACCUGCGACUGCACCCACACAGGGUACACGGGCCCCCGGUGCUCGGUGAACGUGAACGAGUGCGAGGAGGACCGGUUGGUGUGCGGGCACGGCGCGUGCUACGACACGUACGGCGGCUACGUGUGCGCCUGCCUGCCCGGCUACACCGGCGACCACUGCCAACAGAUGUCCGCGUGCGCGUCGGGCCCGUGCGGCGCGGGCGGUGCGUGCGUGGAGGAGGACGGCGGCGCUGGCUACCGCUGCGUGUGCGCGCGCGGCUGGGCACCGCCGCACUGCGACGUGCCGCUGCCCGCCCCGCCCGCUGCGCCGCCCGCCACGCCCGCCGCUCCGCCCGCCGCCGCCUGCGCCGAUCUGCAGUGUCCGCCGCACUCGCAUUGCCGCGACGCGCAUUCGCUCGGUCUCCCGGGCAUGGUGGCCGGUGUGAUGGUAACGAAACAAGUGAUCUGCGUGUGUGAUCUCGGAUACUAUGGUGCUCCGGGUCGUUCGCCGAACUGCUCGCGUGCUGAGUCUGCGUGCGAGGCGGGCGUGUGCCUGCACGGUGCCACGUGUACGCGCCUGCACGACCGCCCGCUCUGCACCUGCGCGCCCGGGUACACAGGCGCGUACUGCGAGCUGCCGGUGGGUGCGGGCGGUGCGGAGGGUGCGGGUGCGGGGGGUACAGGGGGUGCGGCGGGCAAGGCGCUGUCGGAAUUGAAGGCGGAACACUGCUCUUCUGCGCCCUGCGUGCAUGCCGUCGCCUGCAGGGACCUCGCGGGCGGGUUCCGGUGCGAAUGUGAGGUUGGGUGGGCGGGUGUGCGCUGCGACAUAGCGGACGCAGACCCGGAAGCGGAAGAGGAGGCGGGGGCGGCGACGGGAGCGGAAGCGGAAGACUGCCGCACUCUCGGCUGUCCGCACCACCCCGAGCAGGAGUGCGUGGAGCAGAACGGGUGGUGGCGGUGCUCGGGGGGCGAAGAGGCGCGCGAGGCGGGUGAGUCCGGCGGCGGGGAGGGGAGCGCGAGCGCGUGCGCGUCGUCGCCGUGCCGCGCCGGCGCCUGCGUGCCGCUGCCCGCCGGCCUUUUCAGCUGCCGCUGCCCGCCCGGCCUCACCGAAAAGUACUUAAGUCUCAUAUUAUCGUAG